Molecule: messenger RNA, 2878 nt
Organism: Neoarius graeffei (lesser salmon catfish)
Lineage: Eukaryota; Metazoa; Chordata; Actinopteri; Siluriformes; Ariidae
Product: zinc finger protein 420-like
Exons: 6
Coding region: 110-1087 (325 amino acids)
Biological process (GO): regulation of transcription by RNA polymerase II
Molecular function (GO): DNA-binding transcription factor activity, RNA polymerase II-specific; RNA polymerase II cis-regulatory region sequence-specific DNA binding
Source: RefSeq, a predicted model, not a curated record
UUUGCUUAUUGUUGUCAGGCGUAAAUGAAAUCUAAACGUUAGAGACCGCGGUUGUGUUUAUGAGAUCAGAAGAGGAGAAAUAAACCGUCGUACAAGGAGAGGCAGAAUAAUGCAGCAAAGUCACUUUCAGGAUAUGGAGGAUAUUCCUGGUCUGAACUCAGAGGGUUUGUGGUGUAAUAUAAAGAUGUGUGAAGUGAAACUGGUGGACAUCAGAAAAACACAGGGACUAAAUUCAAAAAUAAUAUUAGGAGAAAAUCUUCCUCCUGGAGACAAGUCCAGCAGGUCUGAUGGAGACCAGCAAACGCUGCACGCUCAAUUAAAGAUAGGUUUGGUGAAAAAGAUGGAUUGUGGAAAAAUACAAAGCAGCAACGCAACAGCUGAGGGUGAACCAGAGGACAGGGUUUAUGAUGAUCCAGGUAAAUCCAGGAGGUUUGAUGGAGACCAGCAAACACUGCUCAGUGAAUUAAAGAUGAGUUCAGUGAGACUGGUGGAUUGUAGAAAAAUGCAAAACAGAAAAGCAACAGCUGACGCUGAACCAGAUCAUGAAUCCAAGAACACUGAUUUUGCUCCUUCCAGGAAAACCAUCAGGUUUGAUGGAGACCAAAAAACACUGGAGGCUCAGUUAAAGGUGUGUUUGGUGAGACUGGUGGAUUGUGUAAAAAUACAAAGCAGGAAAGGAACAGCAGAAGGUGAACCAGAAGAUGGGGCUUAUCACAAAUCCUACAACAGCAAUUUUAUUCCUUCCAGUGAGUCCAGCCAGUCAUCUUCGACCAAAGAGCAUGAAAGUGCCUCACAAGAAAAAAUGAUCAAAAGAAAGUCCCCCAGAAAUGUUAAGUUUGUGAAGAACAUCUGUGCAUCACCUCUUUCUAGCAAACAUAUUGUACUUUGGAAGGGACAAACAGUGUAUCAGUGCAGCCAGUGCAGUAAGAGUUUCAGUAGUUCAUUAGACUUUGGAAGACAUCAAAACGUGCAUGGAGUAGAGAAGCUUUACCAGUGCGCACAGUGUGGAAAAGAGUUUUCACAGCGUUCACAACUGAGGAGCCACCAGUGUGUGCAUGCUGGAAAGAAGCCUUACCAGUGCACAUAGUGUGGAAAAAAUGAUGAUUUUCACAAAGAUCCCAACUGUUGAGGUGCCAGAUGGUGCACGCCAGCGUAAAACUUUCAUCACAGUGAGAACACAUGUAGACAUUUCUUCUUUGUUCAUGUCUUAUAGUCCACCAAAGAAUUACCACUGUGAUCUCUGGAGAAAGCGGUUUACGCAAUCAACUCUCAGUGCAGCUCUGACUCAGUCAUAGCAUCUUGGUGUACAAACUCUUACACACCGUACAGAAGCCUGAGACCCACCUCACCUGCCAGCAAAGGAUUCACAACAACCAAGCCACCUUAAACUCGACCAGAAGAUACAAACUGGAAGAAAUGGUGUACUCACUCCUGCUCUGUGUGUCCUACAACCUCAAAACACAUCUGCGAUGCAUACAAGAAAGAAGCCUUAUUAGUGCUCUAUACAUGAUGGAGGAUUUAGGUCCGAAAAUGUAAAUAUAUUGAAUACAUACACCCUUGAGUUGAAUAUUAACUUUGCUUUUGCUGAGUUGUCAUGUUAAAGAUUUCCUGUUUUGACACCUUUCAAAGAGAGGUUGAAGAUGAAAAAGUUAGUGAUUCAUGUAACAAAGAAAUUAAAACUUUUUUUCUGUAAUACUACUUCUAAAAUAUAUCUAAACAAAUUAUCAUUAUUACAGUGUCUUACAAAAGUAUUCAUCUCCCUUUGUGUUUGUCCCAUUACAAGCGGGAAUUAAAAUGGAUUUUGGGGGGGUUAGCACCAUUUGAUUGACACAACGUGCUUACAACUUUAAAGGUGCAAAUUGUUUUAUUGUGACACAGACAAUAAUUAAAAUGAAAAAAAAACAAACAGAAAUCUGGAGUGUGCAUCAGUACCCUACCCCACCCCAAAAAAAAUCCCUUUUAAUUCCAGGUUGUAAUGCGACAAAACAGGACAAACACCAAGGGGGAUGAAUACUUUUGCAAGACACUGUAAGCACAAUCAGUACCACUUCAUUCAUUCAUUUUUGCUUGCCCUUUUGUUUUUUUUAAAACAGGCUUAUUUGAUAUAGCCUCAAUUAAACUAGCCAGACAGGUGACAACUUCAGGCUCUAUGCAUUCCACCAACAAACUCCACAGCUGUUCUUUACCAUUCAAGUCUACUAUAGAAUUCGGUGUAGAAAAAACUUGAAAUUGCUUGAAAUAUCAGUGUAAGUAUAGUUAUUAUAAGCUGCAGUAACUUGCAGCAGAAGUGAUUAUAAAUAGUUUGCUAUCUGAACAAACCCAAUUUGACAGACUCAAGCCAACCAGCAGAGUUUAAUUAACCUCAAGUCUUUAUGGCUUGCCCUCCUGUUCACUGUUUGGUAGUAUCUAGUUCUGACUGCCAUUUCACUGUCAACCACGUGUGAUAUUGAAUGAACAAAAACAUUCAUCAUUCUCACUAAUUCAGCUCUCAUUUCACUAGAAAUACAGCUAGCUAAUUAAUGUGAGCAAAAGGUUGCUAUAAGGGAUAAAGGGUUUAUAAACUUUUUUUCAUAUAACUUUAUAAUUUUGUAAAGUUAAGAGAAAUGGUUAUAAAGCAGUUCUGAAUUUGUGUACGAGAAAUUUGUUAUAGUGAAAUAAAGUGAAAAAUGUAGAAUACUGGGCAUAUUUUAUGUAUUUAGAGAUUGACUUUUGUAUUUUUACACACCUGAUUGCAGGUACUUUAGUAUUUUGGAUCUGUAUGUUAGUGGAUGUCAUUGGGUUUGUAAUGUCUAGUUCUUUGCUUUCUUAAGUUUGUUCCUGUUUACAGAACCUCACCUAAUAAAAACAAGUUGGGGUUUGUUUGGUUUUUUGAAAUUGA